Molecule: messenger RNA, 864 nt
Organism: Linum trigynum
Lineage: Eukaryota; Viridiplantae; Streptophyta; Magnoliopsida; Malpighiales; Linaceae
Source: the annotation of a GenBank genome assembly
GGAUAGAUUCGAAGAAGAAAAUGACGUAAGCUGAGAUAUCCGACCUGAAGCGCGCGAUUGGAGCCAGCUGCCGAACUGGAAUCGACGGCAGAACAAUGGCGCCGACCGCCGCGAGUUUUGCGGUUAAUCCAUGCCUUUCCGUUCCUGUCAAAGCACCAACUGAUUGUUCCGAACGCAAGGGUUCCUAUAAGCAGCUGCGACAGAAUCAAGUUGCGGAGACUCGUCGGCGAGUCUUGCUCGCCGGUGCUAUUUCGGCAAUAUCCAGUCUGUCUCCGUACUGGAUCCCGACGACCUUGCCUGCCAGAGCCGAAGGAGGACAACCGGCGAAGGACGAAGAGGAGGGCGUGAUCGGCGCAAUCAAAUCGCUUCUGGAUCCAAACGAGAAGACGAAAUCAGGGAGACUGCUUCCGAAAGCUUACCUGAAUUCGGCUAGAGAGGUGGUGAAGGCGCUGCGAGAGUCGCUGCAGGAGGAUCCCAAGGACAAUGCCAAGUUCAGACGGAACGCCGACGCAGCCAAGGAAUCCAUUAGAGAGUAUUUGAGCAAUUGGAGGGGCCAAGAGAAGAUCGUCCACGAGGAAUCGUACGUGGAGAUAGAGAAGGCAAUAAGAGCACUGGUGAGCUUCUACUCGAAAGCAGGGCCAUCCGCAGCACUACCGGAAUCCGUGAAGUCUGAGAUACUGGAUGAUUUGAAGACCGCUGAGGAGUUUUUGUGAGAAUGUAAAUAUCAAUAAAGAAGCAGCAUUGGAUUGAAUGGAAAGGAAAGGAAGAACAAUUUCAAUCUCGGUUUCUUGCACACAAGGAAAAAUUGGUAUCGAGAAACCAGUAGUCUUCUGUAAGAUGGGAUAACAAAAAAACAGGGGAUAU